Molecule: messenger RNA, 807 nt
Organism: Fonsecaea pedrosoi CBS 271.37
Lineage: Eukaryota; Fungi; Ascomycota; Eurotiomycetes; Chaetothyriales; Herpotrichiellaceae
Product: ribosomal protein L16
Exons: 2
Coding region: 1-807 (268 amino acids)
Biological process (GO): mitochondrial translation
Cellular component (GO): mitochondrial large ribosomal subunit; ribosome
Molecular function (GO): structural constituent of ribosome; rRNA binding
Source: RefSeq, a predicted model, not a curated record
AUGGCUGCGCAGCCCGCUGGCCCGUCUUUUGCUUGUUUGCGCUAUCUACGGAUCAAAACAAUGUUCUCAAACCAUCCCAGAACGUCUUCGACCAGAUUGAAUCGGAUACACUCCUCUCUCCCUGCCCAACGCGCGAUACAAGCUCCCUCGAUAUGCACUCGCUCAUUCUCUACCACGACAGCCCGUCAAGAUUGGCUGACGCCCAAGAGACCGGAAGUGAGAAAAUCUCACGUGGGACGACCGCGAAUGCCGACCGGCGGUUCAAUGCGUGGCACCACCGUUGUUUGGGGCGACUAUGGCUUGCGCAUGAAAGAUCACGACCGCCGAGUCUCGGCGAAACAACUCAAGAACGCUGAAGAUACUAUCAACAGACGGCUGCGGGGGGAGCGUUUCAGACUAUACAAGCGAGUAAGCGCAAAUAUCGGUGUGUACACGAAAGGCAGCGACGUGCGCAUGGGCAAAGGAAAAGGCAAAUUCGACUACUGGGCUGCGCGUAUCCCGGUCAGCAGGGUGGUGUUCGAGAUCAAGAGCAAUCUCCACGAGCAGGUGGUAAGAGAUGCUUUCAGGCUGGCGGGAAACAAGCUACCUGGACUGUGGGAGUUCGUUAAGAAGGGGGAUCCUCCGAUGGUUGGCAUCACGAAACUGGGCAACGGAGUGACAUUGGAAAAGCUCAAGGAAGCCCGGAGAGAAAUGGAACCCAAGGACAAGGAGAGCCCAAAACCCAUUGUAUCAGGGAUGAAAGUGCCGCCUCAGACGAUCGCGACUCAGCUAGAUCCGCCGCCGACGACAGCCCCCAUUUCCCCGUGA